UCACAUCGGUGCUAGAAUUACAAAACAUUCCCUGUAUUUAAAAUAAUAUUUCGUUAGAUAAUUUAGCGUUUUUGAAAUCUUAGAUGUAGAAUUGAGAGCAAAAACACAUUUUUAGCGGAAAGGGCAAAAAAAAAAAAAAACCUCUUGAUGAUCGGGGUUUUUGCUGCUGUUGACUGCAGGACUCCACAGCCGAGUCAUAUUACGGGCCCGCCCCCAAAACAGAUUGAGCCAAUCAUCUCCUCGCCGUCAAACAUAAAUCCAGGCUUCGCCCCUUCUGUCCCUAUAGACUCCUCAGCCAUCCACAGAGCGCGGCAGCUCAUACUGUCACCAUCCUCUCUGAAGUCACACUUUUUAAGCGUCAAGCAUCAGAACGCGACCACGUCUCUGCAAAGUUGUGAAAAGUUUACAAAGGAGCGCCGAAAACUUUUAUUUCUAUUUUACCCUCUUUCUUCGCUCUAAAAGGAUUCAAGCUCGCCACUCAAGCUGCGCGCUCUCUCAAGCAGGCUGUCAGUGCAGCUCCUUGGCAUCGCACUUGGAUUUGGAGAAGAGGACUUUCUCCCCUGCGCACUUUUUUUUAAUCAGUAAAAAGCGGUUCUUUACUUUUUUCGCAUGAAUCUCCUCGACCCGUACCUGAAGAUGACAGAUGAACAGGAGAAGUGUCACUCUGACGCUCCGAGCCCCUGCAUGUCUGACGACUCUGCCGGCUCGCCCUGUCCAUCAGGCUCCGGUUCGGACACCGAGAACACCCGUCCCACCGACAACCACCUCCUCGGGGGUCCUGACUACAAGAAAGAGGGCGAAGAGGAGAAGUUUCCUGUCUGCAUCAGAGAUGCAGUGUCCCAGGUGCUGAAGGGAUACGACUGGACUCUGGUGCCGAUGCCAGUGCGCGUCAACGGCUCGAGUAAAAACAAACCUCAUGUGAAAAGACCCAUGAACGCCUUCAUGGUUUGGGCACAAGCCGCACGCAGGAAACUGGCCGAUCAAUACCCGCAUCUGCACAACGCAGAGCUCAGCAAAACUCUGGGCAAACUUUGGAGAUUGCUCAACGAGGUUGAGAAGCGUCCGUUUGUAGAGGAGGCAGAGCGCCUGAGGGUGCAGCACAAAAAAGAUCACCCAGAUUACAAAUAUCAGCCAAGGCGGAGAAAAUCUGUCAAGAACGGACAAAAUGAAGCAGACGACGGCGAGCAGACGCACAUUUCUCCGAAUGCGAUCUUCAAGGCCCUGCAGCAGGCCGAUUCCCCUGCGUCCAGUAUGGGCGAGGUGCACUCUCCAGAACAUUCAGGUCAAUCCCAAGGUCCACCCACACCCCCGACCACCCCUAAAACAGACAUGCCCUCCAAUAAAGCCGAGCUGAAGCGUGAAGGGCGACCCAUGCAGGAGGGCGCCAGUCGUCAGCUCAACAUCGACUUUGGAGCGGUGGACAUCGGCGAGUUGAGCAGCGACGUCAUCUCCAACAUGGGGAGCUUUGACGUUGAUGAGUUUGAUCAGUACCUGCCACCUCACAGCCAUGCUGGAUUGCCCAGUGGAGCCCAGGCGGGCUACACCGGCAGCUAUGGCAUGGGCAGCUCCUCUCUAGGCCAGGCAGCUAAUGUUGGGGCCCAUGCUUGGAUGUCCAAGCAGCAGCAGCAGCAGCAGCAGCAGCAACAGCAGCAGCAGCAGCAGCAGCACUCUCUGACCACACUGGGCGGAGGAGGUGAGCAAGGUCAGCAAGGUCAACAAAGAACCACACAGAUCAAGACAGAGCAGCUGAGUCCCAGUCACUACAGUGAGCAGCAGGGCUCUCCUCAGCACAUCACCUACGGCUCCUUCAACCUGCAGCACUACAGCACCUCCUCCUACCCCUCCAUCACCAGAGCACAGUAUGACUAUUCAGACCACCAAAGUGGUGCCAACUCCUACUACAGCCAUGCAGCCGGUCAGGGCUCCGGUCUCUACUCCACCUUCAGCUACAUGAGCUCCAGCCAGAGGCCCAUGUACACCCCGAUCGCUGACACCACCGGCGUGCCCUCCGUGCCCCAGACCCACAGCCCUCAGCACUGGGAUCAGCAGCCCAUUUACACACAACUGUCCAGACCGUGAGGAGGCAGCCUCAGCACUGACUCAACAACACUCACCACUUGACUCUAACUGCCCGGUGGCCGUUUCCCGCCACUGCAUCCCACACACACACCAAAACAUACGCACACGUAAACAUCGUUGCCAUUAGAAAAAAAACCUGACGAAGACUUUUUUAUAGUACUGAAAAUAUAUCUUUGGAUUGGCUCACGACAGUGCCUUUUGUAUCGGUUGGAAUUGUGAUUAUAUUUUUUUAGAUUUAAUGUUUAAAAAAAAAGUCAACUCCUCUGUGAGGACAUACUGGUUAUGAAUAUUUUAGUAUGUACUGUGUAUGUGUUCUGCUCUUGCCAUUCUCAUUGUAAUCAGUGUCAUCGACGUCGUGAUUCGCAGGUUUAACAGAUCUUUACGGAGCAGCAAUGUGGAUCAGAGAAGAGACAAACCCUCAGUGGCCUUACUUCUGACAAGUGUAUUUUUGAACAGAGAAUAUAAAACCUAGGGUUUCCUGACACUGCCACCCUGUCAUAGCUUACGCUGUGUUUCGGAAUGUUUUUGUACUGUACAUAUUUUAUUGUAUUUUUCCAUGAGAUGCAAGGUUUGAGCGAUGCACAUUGAUAACAGAUUUUAAUAUUUGACCAUGAUAUGACUGUGUCAUCAGAGAAUUAGUCAAACAUUCCUCUUCUCUCUUAGUCAUUUUUUUUUUUUGCUUUAGCUCAGUUGCUUAAAUCCUAUAGCAGGUGCCCUAAAGCUGGAGGCCUUAACUUUGUUCUUAGAUGUAACUGAACAUAACUCGCUUUUCUCCGGGUUCAGCCUUGAAACCAUCGGUGCCUCUACAGCCGCAGCAGCGAGGCUCCGUCCGCUGGCACUGCAACGCCAAAACCACAGGACAGGUCUGCUGAAGGGAUGCAGGAAGUGGCCAUAUUUACCUGCCUCUCCUCAGCAGCCAGCAGGUCUGAGCUGUGGUUGUCUUCAGUCAUUCUCUUUUUCCUAACACUCUUUUAUUCCCCCUAAUUUAUUUUUUAGCAUUAAUUUUAUUUGAAAAUAACUAUUUGCAAUUAUCUUUCUUUUUUUUAAUUCCUCAGCAGCUAACUGAGCGUUCAGUGAAAAAGUAUGCUGACAUGUGGUAGAAAUUUGUUUAUUUAUCAUUUGUAAAUGUUUUGGUAUAAAAGUUCCCUCUAGUUGUGUACAGAUGACUCUGAAGAAAAACUGGAAGCUUCCGUCUAACCAGUAUAUAGAUGUCAAUGGAGGCCACAUCAGUUUGUGAAGAAAUUGCUGGAAUCAACAAGAUACUUUUUUUGUUCCACAUUUUAUAAUCUCUAUCAUUAGUUCUCAUUUUGUCAUCUUAAUGCAGUUUCCGUAGAUAAACAUGCCCUUGUUUUAAAAGCCUACCUUUUUUUUGUAUUAUAUUGUUUGCAAUAAAAACGAAACACUGAGAAAUAU
Molecule: messenger RNA, 3492 nt
Organism: Cynoglossus semilaevis (tongue sole)
Lineage: Eukaryota; Metazoa; Chordata; Actinopteri; Pleuronectiformes; Cynoglossidae
Gene: sox9a
Product: SRY-box transcription factor 9a
Exons: 4
Coding region: 610-2079 (489 amino acids)
Biological process (GO): oligodendrocyte differentiation; morphogenesis of an epithelium; negative regulation of transcription by RNA polymerase II
Cellular component (GO): nucleus
Molecular function (GO): DNA-binding transcription factor activity, RNA polymerase II-specific; RNA polymerase II cis-regulatory region sequence-specific DNA binding
Source: RefSeq, a predicted model, not a curated record